Cotesia congregata is the source of this 2088-nucleotide messenger RNA. The record is from the annotation of a GenBank genome assembly. NCBI's taxonomy places the organism in Eukaryota, Metazoa, Arthropoda, Insecta, Hymenoptera, Braconidae.
AUGGGUGGCACUUGGUCUAGCAUGGAUCCGAUGAAGAUUGACGUCCCGAAGAUCGACGCGUUAUUGGAACGUGAUCCAUAUUUAAAUCUCCAUGAACAUGAUAUUCGUAGAAGAUACGGUAUUUUCAAGGAAUACUUGGAGAAGAUAAAUAAAGGAGAUAACAAUCUGGAUCAAUUCACCCGGGGGUAUGAAAACUUUGGUAUAAUAAUUGAUAAGAAUAAUGGAGUCCUAGCUCGUGAAUGGGCGCCAAGUGCGCACAAAUUGUACCUCACCGGUGACUUCAACAAUUGGAACAAAACAAGCACGCCAUUCACAAAAUUGGAGUACGGAAAGUGGGAGCUGCGUUUGCCGGCAAAUCAAGACGGAUCUUGUCCCCUGAAACACCUGUCAGAAAUAAAAAUAAUUGUUGAAAAUAACAGAGGAGAAUUAUUUGAACGGCUGAGUCCUUGGGCUCACUAUGUCACUCAACCAGAGAAUCAAAUAACCGAAGGAACAACUUAUAAACAGCGCGUGUAUCAUCCCGAUGCUAAUAAGGUUUACAAAUGGCAACACCCGAAUCCAAAGAAGCCUAAAAGCUUGCGAAUUUACGAAUGCCAUGUAGGAAUAGCGACAAAUGAACACCGUGUUGGAACGUACCUAGAGUUCGCUAAGAAUAUUAUUCCAAGGAUUGUAAAGCAAGGGUACAAUGCCAUCCAAUUGAUGGCUGUGAUGGAGCAUGCUUAUUACGCAAGCUUUGGCUACCAGGUCACAUCAUUCUACGCCGUGUCAUCUCGCUAUGGAACACCAGACGAGCUAAAAGAGCUGGUAGACGUAGCUCACAAGAAUGGAAUCACUGUCCUCCUGGACCUGGUCCAUUCACAUGCGUCAAAAAAUACUCUUGAUGGAUUGAAUAUGUUUGACGGCACUGACGCGUGUUUCUUCCACUCUGGAUCUCGCGGCGAGCAUCCUCUUUGGGACAGCAGACUUUUCAACUACGGCGACUACGAUGUCCUUAAAUUUUUGAUGUCAAACCUGAGGUGGUACAUGGAAGAGUACCGUUUUGAUGGAUUUAGGUUUGACGGCGUGACAUCAAUGCUCUAUCAUUCUCGAGGAAUGGGACAAGGUUUCACUGGUCAUUACGAGGAAUAUUUUAAUUUAAAUGUCGACGUCGAGGGUAUUGUAUAUUUAAUGCUUGCAAAUCAUAUGCUUCAUGAAUUAUACCCCGAGAUAAUUACUAUCGCGGAAGACGUGAGUGGUAUGCCCGGGAUGUGUAGGCCAGUGGAUGAAGGAGGGAUUGGUUUUGAUUAUCGACUAGGUAUGGCAAUACCCGACAAAUGGAUUAAAAUUCUAAAACAUGAAAAAGACGAAGAUUGGAACAUGAAUGACCUAUGCUGGGUGUUGAUAAAUCGCCGAUGGAUGGAGAAGACUGUCGCUUAUUGCGAAUCACAUGACCAGGCCCUAGUUGGAGAUAAAACGAUAGCCUUUUGGCUCAUGGAUAAGGAAAUGUACACGUCGAUGAGCGUGCUAAGCCCGCCUAAUCCGAUAAUCACACGUGGUAUUGCGCUUCAUAACAUGAUAAGACUUAUCACCCAUGGACUUGGUGGUGAAGCUUAUCUCAACUUCAUGGGAAAUGAAUUUGGCCAUCCUGAGUGGCUGGACUUUCCUCGAGCUGGGAAUAACAGCAGUUUCCACUAUGCUAGACGCCAAUGGCACCUCGUCGACGAUGAAAUGUUGAAGUACAAAUUCAUGAACAAUUUUGACCGUGAAAUGAAUUGGCUCGAAGAUAAAUACGGCUGGUUAAAUGCUAAUCCUGCUUACGUCAGUUGGAAGCACGAGGAUGACAAAAUAAUAGUUUUUGAUCGUGCAGGAGUUGUGUUUGUUUUUAAUUUCCACCCAACUAAGUCAUUUGCUGACUACACUAUUGGAGUUCCUGAAGCGGGGACUUAUAAAAUAAUGCUUAACAGCGAUGACAAAGAUUUUGGAGGUGAAAUGAGAGUCGACAAUUCAGUCCCGCAUUUUUCAAAGCCUGAACCUUACGCUGAUAGACCUCAUAGAAUUUUAAUUUAUAUUCCAUGUCGUACGGCGAUUGUUUACGCUCGAGGUAUGUAA